Molecule: messenger RNA, 1636 nt
Organism: Eucalyptus grandis
Lineage: Eukaryota; Viridiplantae; Streptophyta; Magnoliopsida; Myrtales; Myrtaceae
Product: probable protein phosphatase 2C 49
Exons: 2
Coding region: 220-1368 (382 amino acids)
Biological process (GO): protein dephosphorylation
Molecular function (GO): cation binding; protein serine/threonine phosphatase activity
Source: RefSeq, a predicted model, not a curated record
GUCCCGCAAUCUUUUCGGAGAAUCCGAGAAAAAUCAGAAAACCCUAGAACGCGUGCGGCGACCAGAGGGAAGAAAGAAGAAGAAGAAGAAGAAGAAGAAUUCGUAGUCGAAGUCGAAGUCGAGGAGCUUUUCCGAUCGGAACCCUAGAGUUUUUUCCGUUCCCCGAUCGAGAGCUGGUCGAGAGAUUUAGAGAGGGGCUGCUUUGUUUGAAGCAGAUAGAUGAUGGUGAGUGAGACGAUGGUUACGGAGGCGGACGUUAUCUGUCCGGCGACCUUGCAGCAGGUCCUGGACGUCCAGCGCCCCGCCGUGUUCGGCGACGCCGGCGCCGGCACCGUCGCCGGCGAGUCGGUCCCCGCCGACAUCUCCCGCAUCGAAUCGGUUGUCAACUGCCUUCAGACUGUGAACGAUGCUGCUGUUGUGUCUGAUGUUAUAAAGUUCGUUCCAAGGAUUCGGUCUGGCAGCUAUGAUAACAUCGGCUCUCGACCUUCCAUGGAAGACGAACACAUCAGGGUCGAUGAUUUGUCUGCCCUUUUGGGUUCUGAAUGUUGCACACCGAGUGCCUUCUAUGCAGUUUUCGAUGGCCAUGGGGGCCCUGAGGCAGCUGCAUACGUCAAGAGGAAUGCAAUGAAGUUAUUCUUUAAAGAUACUGUUUUACCUGAGACAUCUGCAAUUGAUGAUAUCUUCUUGAAAGAGCUGGAGAGUUAUCAUCGUAAAGCUUUUCUUCUGGCAGACCUGGCCUUGAAAGGUGAUUGCAGCGUGAGCAACUCAUGUGGAACGACGGCACUGACUGCUUUGAUACUUGGAAGACAUUUGUUGGUAGCCAAUGUUGGUGAUUGUAGAGCUGUUUUGUGUAGGAAAGGGGUUGCCGUUGAGAUGUCCCAAGAUCAUAAGCCCUCCUUUCCACCUGAGCAAAAACGUGUGGAGGAUCUGGGUGGUUGGAUCAAUGAUGGAUAUCUAAAUGGCUGGCUAUCUGUUACCCGUGCUCUUGGGGAUUGGGACUUGAAGCUUCCAGUGGGGUCUGCUAAACCACUAAUUGCUGAUCCUGAUGUUAAACAAGUUAUCUUGACAGAGGAUGAUGAGUUUUUGAUAAUUGGGUGCGACGGAAUUUGGGAUGUGAUGACGAGUGAGUAUGCAGUUAGUCUAGUCAGGCAGGGGCUUAAACGGCACAGUGACCCUCAUCAAUGUGCCAGAGAACUUGUCAUGGAAGCAUUGCGCCUGAAUACUAGCGACAAUCUCACAGUGAUAGUGAUAUGCCUCAGCUCCUCAGAUCAGCCUGAGUCAUUCCCAUCCCAGAGGCGAAGAUUUAGAUGCCUCAGUCUCUCUGAGGAGGCGAGGAACAAGUUGAAGAGCUUGCUCGAAGGAAAUUGAGUGCAUAUUUUGUAAAUACCAUUAUUUUUCGUGUCACACAUCUUUCUGUUUAUGGCUGUUUCAGAUGAUUUAGAAAAAACGGCCAGCAGUUUUGUAGUGUUGCUGGAGUGUAUUGUUAGGAACCUUUGCCGGUUCGGAGACGUGCUCCCACCGCCUCAUUUGUCCCGUCAUUUGUAAAGACUUUUGUGAGAUAUGUUAAAUCGAUGGAGGAACUCCAUGGAUGAGUCGUCCAUGCUCCAUUUUAUUCAAGAUUUGCAGCUCUUGGUAA